Molecule: messenger RNA, 1059 nt
Organism: Zychaea mexicana
Lineage: Eukaryota; Fungi; Mucoromycota; Mucoromycetes; Mucorales; Lichtheimiaceae
Product: HotDog domain-containing protein
Exons: 5
Coding region: 1-1059 (352 amino acids)
Biological process (GO): acyl-CoA metabolic process; fatty acid catabolic process
Cellular component (GO): peroxisomal matrix
Molecular function (GO): fatty acyl-CoA hydrolase activity
Source: RefSeq, a predicted model, not a curated record
AUGCCAAACAAAACAUUCCCUGCCGUUGUUUCGUUUGAUAAAUCGUCCAAUAGAUCAGAAGCUGCCACUGACCUGGCCACCGCUUCCUCGGAAGAAGCCGAUUAUGCAAGACACAUUGCUGAAGCGGUCGAUGUUCAAGAGAUCGACACAAACUUAUACAUGAGCAAAGAAUUGUGGUUGCCUCCCGGAGCUCGAGGUGCUUUUGGUGGUCAGAUUGUCGCUCAAGCACUCCGUGCAGCAUUUAAUACGGUCCCCGAGGAAUUUCAUGUUCAUUCGUUGCAUAGUUACUUUAUUUUGCCUGGCAACGUCGAAUAUCCUGUGGUGUAUCAAGUCCAGCGAUUGCGCGAUGGUCGAUCCUUUGCCACUCGCUUCAUCACAGCAACCCAGCGAGGCAAGGCGAUCUUUGUGAGCAGCUUUAGUUUUGCCAAACCAGACAGUACCAGCAUUACUCUUGAACAUCAGAGCACAAUGCCUGACGUACCCGGUCCAGAAAGCUUAUCUUCAGAGUAUGAACGACUACAAAAGGUUCUAGAACACCACGACCUACCACCCAAAUACCGGGAACACAUUGAAUCACGCAUGGAAGAAUCUGCACCCAUCGAUUACCGCAACGUGCAUAAUCCUUCGCCACAAGAAGCGUUUACGGGUAAAAUCGAAGCCAAGGAUUUGCAACACCGUUGGUUCAAAACCCGGGGCGCAUUGAGCGACGAUCCUAGACUUCAUGCAUGCAUUGUUGCAUAUGCUUCGGACAGCGCUUUCAUUGGCACCGCCGCUUUAGCCAAUGGCUUGGCGCCUCGAUCCAUUGGUAUGAUGGCCAGUUUGGACCAUUCCAUGUGGUUCCACGCCCCUGCCAGAGCAGACGAAUGGUUGCUGUAUGAAAUGCAGAGUCCUCGGACAAGUGAAGGACGUGGCGUUGCUUUUGGACGGUUGUAUAGACAGGAUGGAACGCUGGUGGCUACCACGGCUCAAGAAGGUAUCGUUCGAUUGUCGCGUCGUGAGCAGGAACGUCGUCGGAAACAGCGUGAGGAUCAUGUUGCUACCGCACCAAGCAAGUUAUAA